Molecule: messenger RNA, 1724 nt
Organism: Periconia digitata
Lineage: Eukaryota; Fungi; Ascomycota; Dothideomycetes; Pleosporales; Periconiaceae
Source: the annotation of a GenBank genome assembly
AAUGGGCCCACUCUCCCUGCUGAGGUCGGAAGGGGCGAUCAUAUCUCAUUUUACUAUGAUGACGGGCAAAAAACGUUUUCCUGCCAGUUGGAUAGAAUUUUCUCCUACUGGAGAAAAUGUCGAUAUCGGAUGUUACCGCGCAUGCUGGGAUUCUUACUUCGAUUUAUAUAGUGUCGGAUCUUUGAAAACAUCAUACGCACCUCCGGAUCUCGACGUUCCAACUAAUUGGACUGGUUUCCGCGAAAUAAACGGCGAAACUCUCUGUGAGAGGAACCAUUAUGCAAGGUACUUUCAGAGGUGUUACAUAUCGCAAUGCGGAGGGCUGAAAGCAGUAAUACCGAUACUUCCAAACAACUUCACUUGGGAUGAUAGUUUGAGAGCAUGGGCUUGGAUGAGUGUGUAUAUGGACGUAUACAAUUCAGAUCUGAUGGAACGAUUUCUCCCAUCAGAGAAGCAAAAAAGGAUCACGACAUCCUGGGACGGUUUUCCGCUAGGGCUUACUGCUGCUUGCUCAAGAGCCCCGGAUCAAGUUUUCAUGCCUGACCUGAAUGACGAUGAGCUGAUCCGUUUGAAAAACAUGAACUCCAGUGAAGGACGAUUUCCGGUUUCACUAUCCACGAGAAAGAUGUUAAUGCCGAUGUGGACGUUUCCCAACCUCCUUCAGCACUGGGAUUACACACCAGAUUCGAGAAAAGACGAGGACAAGAUCCAAGAACCGCGAUCGCUCAUGGACCUGCGCAAGAGUAUAAUUGCUACCUAUCUGUUCGCUUUCGUAGCUUACGCGCAUUUACUGUCAAUCACUUCGAGAUCACAGGCCUAUGUUGUGGAGGGAGCACACCUUCUGGCAUUCUGUUUGAAUCCUUUCCUGCCAGUGUUACAGAUCCUGCAUAACAUUAUCGAUGCAGGAUUGCUUAUACUGAAAGGCGAGCCGUUCGAAUGGCUCUAUCUCUUCGCUGGCAUACUUGGCACUAUCUUCUACCAAGAUGCCUCAGGCAGUAGAGAAUCCUUUCGAGCACGACUCUUGGAGAUAGAGGUUAUCGAAUUCACAACCACAAGGACUUUAAGAGACAGCAAGUGGUGGCUAAGGCUCAUUGGCAUCGCCGUGAAUCUUGCACUCCUCCUUUUCUCCGUGAUCCCGUACUUUCUUCGACUAGGACACCGCGCGGCCACCGGCAUCGAUCAUCGUGUCGGCUGGGUUGCCAUGUCGGCCUUGGUCUCUACUCUUGCUACGCUCGCCAUGCAUGCCAUUGGCAGAGAAUGGACGCUCCGUCUCCACGUGCCGCCACAUCGCAAUACCGAGCGUUGGCAGACCCGCCUGGCCCUUGCAAUGGCUAUGGCAACAAUGCUACUUGAAUUUCUCCUCAAUGCUACGAGCCGUAUUACUGCUACCCAGAUCUUAUUCACCCGCAUCUUGCAAGGCAGAGAACAUUUGCUGCUUGCGCCAUUAGUUACAUUGGUGCUUGGAAUUACAUCUGCAUGGGGCACGCUUUCACGCAUGUAUUCAAAUCCGAAUAGAUGGUUUCAUAAGGCAAUGCCUUGGAUUUUUAUCAGCAUUGCUUCGGGCUACACGAUAUUAGUCUGCCUAUUGCAGAUCUUUAUGGACAUGGAGGAGUGUGCCGAUCUGGCCCUGGAUUUCGUGCUUCCUUGGAAUGCCCGAUGGCAGGUACAGAGCCCGAGAUGGGCACAGUGGUGGGGUUUAUGAGUGCUCUAACGCGACUUUUUUU